AUGUCUGUGGACCUGAUGACCUACGAGGCCCAGUUCUUCGGCUUCACACUGCAAACCUGCAUGCUGAGAAUCUACAUUGCAUUUCAAGACUACCUGUUUGAAGUGAUGCAGGCCGUCGAACAGGUCAUUCUGAAAAAGCUAGGUGACCUCCCAGGCUGUGAGAUCAGCCCCGUCCAGGUUCGUAAAUGCGCAGAGAAGUUCCUCGGCUUCAUGAAGGGACAUUUCGAUAACCUUUUUGGCAAAAUGGAGCAGCUGUUUUUACAGUUGAUUCUGCGCAUUCCCCCAAACAUUUUGCUGCUUCCGGAAGACAAACCCCAGGAGCUGCAUCCUUGUAGUGAGGAAGAGUUCCGGCUCCUCCAGGAGGAAAUUGAACAGUUGCAGGAGAAGUAUAAGACCGAAUUAGGCGCUAAGCAGGCCCUUCUUGCAGAAUUAAAGGAACAAAAAAUUUUGCAGGCCCGACUUAAGCAGACACUGGUUUUGUUUGAUGAACUCGAAAAUGCUGGCCGAGAUCACGGGACUAGUGAUUUCAGGGAAAGCCUGGUGUUCCUGGUCCAGAACUCCAGAAAACUACAGACUAUUAGGGACACUGUGGAACGGGAAGGCAGGAGAAUGAAAAUACUGUAA
This is a messenger RNA of Nyctereutes procyonoides (raccoon dog), 624 nucleotides long. RefSeq names its product protein MIS12 homolog. NCBI's taxonomy places the organism in Eukaryota, Metazoa, Chordata, Mammalia, Carnivora, Canidae. Gene Ontology annotation, cellular component: chromosome, centromeric region; nucleus. The record is from RefSeq and is a predicted model, not a curated record. Gene Ontology annotation, biological process: mitotic cell cycle; protein localization to kinetochore; kinetochore assembly. The coding region runs from base 1 to 624 and encodes 207 amino acids. The transcript has a single exon.